This is a messenger RNA of Drosophila virilis, 1201 nucleotides long. Its product is annotated as lysozyme 2. The record is from RefSeq and is a predicted model, not a curated record. Gene Ontology annotation, molecular function: lysozyme activity. NCBI's taxonomy places the organism in Eukaryota, Metazoa, Arthropoda, Insecta, Diptera, Drosophilidae.
UCAGUCGUGCGCUAAGCGUGGCAAAGUCGACAACUCGGAUAUAAAAUUGUGUCUUACACCUACGAACGUGGUCAACCAGCGGCUUAAUUGAAAAACAAUUAAAAUGUUUAAAAGUCGCCGUGUUUUGUUGUGCAGUGUUUUUUCGUUCUGGGCUUUGCUUUGCUUGUGGCACAUUGGCGCAGCGGAUGAUGCUGCCGCGGGAUUAGUUGUAAGCAGACCUGUCACGGAAGACUGCCUGGAAUGUCUAUGCGAGGCGCAAAGCGGCUGCAAUGCGACACAGAUCUGUGUGAAUGGGGCGUGUGGCAUCUUUCGGAUCACUUGGGGCUUCUGGAAGGAAGGUGGUGCAAUUACGUUGCCCAACGAUACCUCACUGUCGAACGAGGCCUUUACGAACUGCGUGAACGAUCCGCACUGUGCGGCAGACACAAUUCAGAACUAUAUGUACAAGAACGGACAGGAUUGCAAUGGAGAUAAUGUCAUCAAUUGUCUGGACUUUGGUGCCAUACACAAGAUGGGCAAUCUACGGUGCCAGGACGAGCUGCCCUACACCUAUGGCCGGAUCUUCAGCAGAUGCCUGAAAAGAAAAGAGCGCGAUGCCAAAAGGACGGCCAAUCGAACAGAUAUUUAACUAAAUAACUUUGUCUUUAUUGGGUAUUGGGUUUGUUUGUUUGUUUGUUUGUUUUUCGAAAACAUUUAGUAAUACACAUUGCUUAUGUUUGCCAUUUGAACAACUUUCCAAUAUAUGGGGCAUAGUAUCUAUAGAACUAUAGUUCAGUUAUAGUUGUAGUUAUAGUUAUAGUACAAUACAUAGUAUAGUAUAGUAUAUAUAUGUUAGAUAGUAGUAUAUUUGGUUUGUUAUAUGCAAAACUACUUUAGAAUUCUUUUCAAUAAUUUAACACGUUCCAAAUUGUUAACGCUCACUAAAUACUUGUCUUUAUGGGAUUCAAAAGAGUUCUUAACAUUAGAUCGGUUUAAUUUGUUCUCGUUUUCUUUUGCUUUAGCUACGCUUUUGCAGUUGGUUUGUUCCAUUCGGGUUUAGUAUUAAAAUCUAUUAGGCAUAGAAUUGAAGUUUGAGUGAAUUGAGUUUUAAUCUCUUUCGUUUUUAUUUUUGAGUUUUGUAUAACUUGAACCUUAAGUUUAGAAUCUGUUUAAAUUGUUAGUAUUCAUUAAAAACAAUUGUUUGGAACAACCUUUCAACUUA